AUGAAAAGAUUCGGGCUGGGAGGAUGGCUCGGGGGCUCCGCGAGUAGCAUUGCCUCGAGCAAGUCGUUGACGGCCCUGGAUGAAUCGCAGGCUUUGGCAGAAGCGAUGGCUAGUGCUGUUCACAUUCUCAAUGAUGAUGUAGAGAGAGCCGAAGCAGAGCUUAGCAAAGGCACUUCGCCCUUUCAUAAGCUAGGCAGGGGUACUGCUCUUUUCCUCCGAGCCGCGUUGGGUUUCGAGAAAGAGGUUAUGAAAGAGGCAUCCGAGCGGCUGUUAGAAGCAGAAGAGUCUGCCACUGAAUACAGAAGAAAAGCAACCAGAAACCCAUCAACAGCACAUCAAUCGAAGAUCUACCCAGUAGGCUCAGAAUAUGCGCUCAUCUUUGCGGAGAGUCAAUUGAUGCUCGCCGUUAUUGGUGUGCUGAACGAAUCCCUUACUGAAUCGCUCAGAGGAUUCUACAGGCUCCGACAGGCUUUCAACACUCUCUAUGAGAUUGUGGAGGCCGAGAAGAAGUACAUGAAGAAGCAUUAUUCGGAGUCGCAGAUAUCACUCUCAACGAACCAGAGCUCCACGCUCAGUUCGGACUGCUCAACCCCUGCUAAUGGUUCAAAUGACCUCGACAAAGAAGUCAAUGAAGAUCUUGCCACGCAACUCGACCACAAACUCGACGUGAAUGGAGAUGGCGCGGGGCCGACAACAACCUCGGUCGGACGGAGCGGAACUCUUGAGGAUAACAUCGAUUUUCAAACAGUCACUACCGAUCCAAUUGACGUCUUCAUACAUUCCGGCACGAUGAUGUGCUAUGGACUGCUGCAACUCUUGCUGUCGAUGGUGCCUCCAGCCUUUUCCAAGCUUCUAUCAAUCUUUGCCUUUCGAGGUGACCGUGAGACAGGCCUGGCGUUGCUCUGGAAGGCAACAAAGUUCACGGACAACGUCAACGGUGGCAUGGCUGCACUCAUAACUUUGAUGUUCCACAAUGCGGCGGUGGCCGUUUGCGAUAUCCACACAAGAGAAGCUUAUCCCCGAGAAAAAUUGCAAUCUCUGUUGGUCCACAUGAGAACCCUGUACCCGCAGUCCGUCUUGUGGAUACUCGGAGAGGCCGGUAUGGCGAGCUCCGACCGCGAUCUGCCUCGCGCAGUUAGCAUACUCAAACCCGAUGCUGGAACAUCUCCCCUGAAACAAGUCGAAGCUCUUCGCGUCUUUGAGCGCAGUCUGGUAUACAUGUAUAUGCACGAGUAUCAGCUAUGCAGCGACUCGUUCCUCAAGUGCGUGGAACUCAACAACUGGUCGCAUGGACUGUACUAUUACAUCGCCGCGUGCUGUAACGUUGAGCUCUACCGCUUGAAGAGGGCGACAGAUCCCAUUGGAGCAGAUACGUACAAAGAAAGGACGAACGAGUUAUUGCAGCUCGUGACGGCCAACACAGGGAAAAAGAAAUUCAUGGCUCGACAGUUGCCACUUGAUAUCUGGAUCAACCGCAAGAUUACAAAAUGGGCCUCUCGAGCGAGAAAUCGCAAGUGCGACAUCGUCGACGCUAUUGGAGUGAGUCCCAUUGUGGAACUGACAUACUUCUGGGGAGGCUUUGGACGGAUGGGGCAGGAUCACAUCAGGACUGCAAUCGAGCGUCUGGCAUGGAGUGAGGACUCCACACGCGAUUCAAAGUGGGAACAAGAGCCUGCUGAUGAGCGCGCGAUACUUUACCUGCUAAAGGCAACGUGUCUGCGCAACCUCGGCGAGGUCAAACAGGCCGAUGCGAUGCUUUCGGAACACGUCUUCUGCUAUGAUAACCAACAGAUCAAAUCCUGCGAACAUGCAGACAACUGGCCUCUUCCAGUGGCACAUUACGAGAGAGCCGUGUGUAUAUGGCAGGACGCUGGUGGGCAAGAUGGUGGUGCGGAACAUCUACAGCUCUGCAGCGAUGAGUUGGCAAGAGUAGAGGGCUGGGAGACCUAUGAACUUGAGGCACGAGUGGGAAUGAAGGUCACCACUGCUCGUCAGACAUUGAGGCAGUGUGGAAUAGCUCAUCCUUGA
Molecule: messenger RNA, 2028 nt
Organism: Ramularia collo-cygni
Lineage: Eukaryota; Fungi; Ascomycota; Dothideomycetes; Mycosphaerellales; Mycosphaerellaceae
Product: related to Mitochondrial outer membrane protein iml2
Exons: 7
Coding region: 1-2028 (675 amino acids)
Cellular component (GO): nucleus; mitochondrial outer membrane; cytosol
Source: RefSeq, a predicted model, not a curated record